Messenger RNA from Hydatigera taeniaeformis, 1701 nucleotides. Lineage: Eukaryota; Metazoa; Platyhelminthes; Cestoda; Cyclophyllidea; Taeniidae. The record is from the annotation of a GenBank genome assembly.
AUGUUCAGCGCCUCCAUCAAACCUGUGCAUGACUUUAUAACAAUUGCAUUGCAUUCAUUCAAUGGUCGAUGCGUUUUGGUGUCGAUUAAUCUGGAAAUCUUGUCAAAUUUGGGUCACGAGCAGAGCGAGUUUUCACCCGUGAAGAACAUCGGAAGUUGUGAGCUAUCAUUUUUGGCAGCGGACGCCUUGAAUGUGUCAAAUUCUUUGGGGAAGGCACUUGUUCGUCGGCAUUCGAUGCUUAAAACGAAACAGGUCUCUGGAUCACGGUCUAAGUCCAAAGUGCGGUACCUGAACAGUCAAUGUGGUUCCCAGAAAGCUCCUGCUCACCAGCCUGUAACCUUUGGACACACUGUCAAGUCCUCUGGUUAUGGACCUCAUAGCUCCAAAGUGGCCAUACGUGGGCCUCAAAUCGCUAAUCACAAAGCGAAGGAAAAUGCGAAGGCACAACUGACUAACAAAUUGUACCAGAAGUAUCAAUACGGCCUUGAACCUGCAUUCUGUUGUCUGGUGUCUGAGCGCCUUGACGCGGAAGAAACACCUCUGUAUUCUGUAUCAUACUCACCAACAGAUGAUCGAGUUGCCGUGGCCCAAGGGAAUGGUCUGUGCUCCAUAUUGCGGGUGGCCAGAUCGAGUAACGGAGCCCGGACGAGAUGGUGUAAAGAGCAAACAGUUCUUGCGGGACACCGCGGCAUCGUAUCCAGUGCAGAGUGGUCACUUGAUGGACAGUUCGUCAUCACCACCUCAACGGACAGAACAGCCCGCCUGUGGUCCGCCAAUGGAGGGGCUCUUCAUCUUGUCGUAACCUCUCCUCUAGGCGGUUUUGCUGAUGGCCACGGACAACCUCUACGCGCCACCAACAAGAAAAAUUUUCCCAUUUCUUCGGAAUUUGUUGAUCAUGUGCAAUUCGGGAGGUUUCAUCUACAGGACAGCUUCUUCCAUGUGACCUGUCGAAAUAACAUAUUUUUCUUCACUUUCAACAUUGACAAAAGUGCAAACGUUCUCCAUAAGUGUCACAUAGUGGCAUCAUACCAACGUGUGGCAAAAUUUGAUUUCAACUUAUGCAACAGGCUCACCGCAGUGUCGUCAACCAACCUUUUUUACUCGUACCUCCUGUUGGCCGUGGGGUCCGACCGCUGUUUGUACAUUUUGGACAUCAACAGUAAGAAGAUUGUGCGUGACAUCUCAGCCAUUCAUAAAGCCACGGUGACGGGUGUUGCCAUAAACCAAGGGUCGCUCUACUCAUCAUUCACUGCAGAGACCUCCUCAGAUAGAGCACUUGGACGUGGUUUUGGUGGCAGUAGUAGCACUGGUGGAGCCUACAGCCUCUUUGCGACGGCGGCGCCAGGUGAUAGCGUGCGUCUCUGGGACCUUCGAGUGGCGCGCAGCCACGUGGCUGAAUUGGCCUGCUGCAGGACUGCCUUCGGCCCUGGCGAAGGUGACGCAGUUGGAGGAUCGGUACGGGAUUCAGCCGUUCCUCCAGUGUCUUUAACGUUCUCUCCAUGUGGUCGUUACGUCUGUUUUGGGGCGAUCGCCUCCACGACCUCUACUCAACACCUGGCUCCCACUGUGGUUGACAUUCGUCAGGUUUGCAAGCCCCUAGCUCUCCUAAUGAUCCCGGACCACAGACCCAGUGCUUGCAGUGCUGCAACUGUCGUGGCAUGGAAUCCUGUCAAGCCAGAGGUGCUAUUUUAUCGUACUUGA